GUGCUUACCUAAAACGUGGUAAAUUAAUUAGGAAUAAAAUGAUUUUUAUCAGCACUUAAAUUUUAAUCAGCUGUUUAAAUUAAUUGAAUAGAAAUUGAUCACAUUAAUCAAAUUGUAUGAUACGAAAUUGCAAGCGAUGUGGAGUUUUUUGGUAUUAGCAGUCGUGGCAACAUGCUUCACGACAAUCGAGUCGAAACUACCCCGGGCGCAUCUGUCAAGGCGCCUGCGCAACACCGUGCGGCCAGAAUACAAGUUACCCAGAAACUUCAGGGCUGCCAACAUCCCUGAGUUGGAAAUACCAAGCAAGGCAUUCUGCGAAUCUCAAGCCAUAAAACCGUCAGACCACUACCUCGUCCUGCCCUGGUGGUACCAGUUCUGCGCGUCCUACAUGGAGAAAGAACUGGGUCCUUACAGAAAAGGGAAAUACUUUAUACCGCUGUACAGACGAGUGCUGGAUCAGGCCCUGCAGUACAAGAAGUUCAAACAGGAACUACAGCAGAAAGUUAAUUCUUUUAAAAUUGAAUAAAUUUCGUUUGCCUUCUUAUU
Molecule: messenger RNA, 546 nt
Organism: Plodia interpunctella (Indianmeal moth)
Lineage: Eukaryota; Metazoa; Arthropoda; Insecta; Lepidoptera; Pyralidae
Exons: 2
Coding region: 137-526 (129 amino acids)
Source: RefSeq, a predicted model, not a curated record